Messenger RNA from Maudiozyma barnettii, 780 nucleotides. It is a transcript of the gene UTR4, whose product is annotated as putative acireductone synthase UTR4. The transcript has a single exon. Gene Ontology annotation, molecular function: acireductone synthase activity; magnesium ion binding. The record is from RefSeq and is a predicted model, not a curated record. The coding region runs from base 1 to 780 and encodes 259 amino acids. Lineage: Eukaryota; Fungi; Ascomycota; Saccharomycetes; Saccharomycetales; Saccharomycetaceae.
AUGGCCGAUAUUAGCUGCUCUCUUUGUUAUAGCGUACUUAUUGGAAUUCAAAAUCUGUCAUAUUCCAAACUUAGACAAUAUUUCUCUCAGUGGAAAAGUAAAAUGAAUUACAGUGCAUUAGUAUUAGAUAUCGAAGGUACAGUUUGUCCGAUAUCAUUCGUUAAGGAUACUUUAUUCCCUUACUUUGUGGAAAAGGUUCCAAUAAUAGUACAAAAUAUUGAGCAACAAAGCAAUAUAGUGAAGGAUAUCAUAUCUCAAUUCAAUGUUGAGGAUAAAGAUGCGCUUGCAAAGCAUAUCCUCGGUUUAGUUGCUGCAGAUAUUAAGGAUCCAACCUUAAAACAAUUACAAGGUUUCAUAUGGGCAGAAGGUUACAACUCAGGGGAGAUUAAAGCUCCUGUUUAUCCAGACGCCAUUGAUUUGAUCAGGAGGCAUAACAAUGUUUAUAUAUACUCUAGUGGUUCUGUAAAGGCUCAAAAAUUAUUGUUUGGUCAUGUGGCUGACUCCAAUGGAAAAUCUAUUGAUAUUAAUAGUGAGAUCAAAGGAUAUUUUGAUAUUAAUACUUCGGGUGCCAAGGUUGAAUCGUCGUCUUAUGUUAAUAUCCUGAAAGAUAUUAACAUGGAAACUACACCUGAGAAAAUUUUAUUCUUGAGUGAUAAUCCAAAGGAACUUGAUGCAGCUAAAGAAGCUGGUCUAAUUACUGGACUUGCCAUAAGAGAAGGUAAUGCUCCUGUUCCAAAUAUUAAUGAUUACACUGGUUAUAAGAAUUACUCCACUUUAUAA